Actinia tenebrosa (Australian red waratah sea anemone) is the source of this 3468-nucleotide messenger RNA. RefSeq lists its product as uncharacterized. The record is from RefSeq and is a predicted model, not a curated record. Gene Ontology annotation, molecular function: actin binding. NCBI's taxonomy places the organism in Eukaryota, Metazoa, Cnidaria, Anthozoa, Actiniaria, Actiniidae. Gene Ontology annotation, biological process: Rho protein signal transduction; regulation of Rho protein signal transduction; positive regulation of ruffle assembly. Gene Ontology annotation, cellular component: ruffle membrane; vesicle; plasma membrane.
AUUGAAUAUUUACAAGAAAACCGCUGAUCAUUACACAGGUAACCCAUUUCUGGCUGCUUUUGUGUUCUUUCUUGGGCUAAAUUUUAUCGAUCGUUUUGCUCUUAUUAAUGCUAUCAUAUUCUUAGCCUGCGUGAAGCCGGACUUUCCUCUCGUAUACGGACUUAACAGCUAGUUACGUUCGUUUGCACGCAGGCUAUCAUAUUCUCUUGAUGCUAUACCGCAUCAGGUGAUAUUCUUUCUGAAUUACAGAGCGAAAGAAGAAAGAACAAACGGACAGUGAUAGAGAAAAAAAGAGGUGGCUGCGAAGAAAAAGGGUCUUGAAGGGGUAAAAUAGGAGCUGGGACUCGCCUUUUUUGGGCUGGGAAAAUGGGAUUUUAUGCACUGGGAAUGGAAUUCACAAAAAAAUCAAAAAUGGGAAUAGAAUUGAGAUUUGAGCAAAACAGGCUGGGACCAUGGGAUUUCGUCAAGAUGGAUGCUGGUAAUGGGAUAAGGACCCUCUUCAGGACCCUCAAGCUAGAGACAUAAUGAAUGAUGCAUGAGGCCUGAUGUAUUCACUUCUGCACUACUGACAGGAAAUGGCCUCUUUGUCCUCAUAGUGCAGUAAUAGCAGGAUCUAGUUCGGAUUAAAAUUCUGGUUGCGAAUCUGAAAUUUGCCUGGGUGAAAUCCGAUAGAUCGCUAUGAUACCCCGUUGAAUAUUGUGGCGCAGUUUGCUGCACUCCAUUCAGCUCAAUAAUCCAACGUAAUCUAGGCAGUGGUCGUGGGAAGAAGAUUCUAGGAGUAUCAAGCCGCCGUCCCCGAACUAAAACUUCACCAUCUAAAUUCUACGGCCACAAUAUGGCCACUCGCCAUCAACCCAACGUUUGUCCGAAUCUCGGAUCUUUGCUUGGGAACCCCUCAUCCCUAGUGACUUUGUGUGUAUCGCUUCGAAACGAGACUAUAACUGCCUACGUAAGAUGAUAGUCAGUACAGGUACAGUGAGGCUUGACCCUGACAGCAUAACCCGAGAUGGCCAUCAAAGAACAUGUGUGAAGGACGCACAGAAGAAGUGCAUUUGUGCCACGCUGACAUGUUGAUCUGAUUUAUCCAUCGUAAUUCUAGACAAUCUUGGAACAAUUUGCACUAGGGUCUUGGUCCACAUUGUAAUGCAAAUUAGAUUGGCUUAAUCACCGUCUAAUCUAAAGUAUCGUGUACACCCUUAAAUUAGCUCAAGGCGACAAGCAAGGACAAACUGAAACAGAUCCAACACUUCUAUCUGACCGUUAAUAUAACAUAAAACAGGAAAACCACUUAACUUUCUUUUAAAUGCUCGAUGAAAGCCGAAUGACAUCUACACUAUAGUGUUUCUAAGUUUCUCUGGUUGAAGACGAACACAAGUGCUUGGUUUCGAGAUGGCUUUUUGCUGUUCAAUGGUCAGUGAGCCUGCCAGCGUAGUUUACAAAUUAAAAGAGGCGAAGAAGAAAAGAAUCGCUACUUUGAGGCCGUUAUUAACGGAUGGAAUUGUCCCAGAUCCCGCACCAAAAGGCGAAGAAGAUGAUGAUACCGAUAGUGGAAUUAGCAGUCAUGGCACAGCGUCUAAUGGAAAUGGUUCAAUACCAUCACCGGAUCUCUCAAAAACUGAACUUGCAAGGCGACUCUCGAACGCUUCUUUGCGGGAUCCCGUUCAUUUAAAAGCAAAAGUGUUAUGGGAUUUCGAACCGCGGCUUCAAAAUACAGAACUUCAAGUUUCGAAAGGAGAAAUUGUACAUCUACUCUACCGCGAUAGCGACAAAGUACUUGCGAUGAAUUCUCUUGGAAAAAGGGGAUUUAUUCCUUUUAACUUCUGCUCGCUACCACAUAAAAAGAUAGACGCGAACUUGUCUAGAGAAUCUGUGUGUAUGCCUUCAAAUCCAGCAAGAAAACAAAGAAAGCAGUCAUGCGAGAAUGCUUCUUUUAAGGAAUUUUUAGAUGAUAUGGACCUGUUGAACAAGAAGUCCUUCACCAGAAAACACGCUUUAAGCUCGAAAUCUCACAAUGAUUUCAAACGUCUACAAACAAAAAGCUUCAGCGAAGAGGGUAUUUUCGGAACUCAAUCUUCUUCGAGCGACUCCGAGGAUGAAUCGUUUUAUCGUCGGAAAACUUCGGGGAUUCCCGACCACCAACACAUGAUAUUUUGGAACCGGAAAGCUUUGGAGCGUUUCCGCCAACAGAAGAAAAUGAAUGUUUCUCAUUUCCGAAAGUGUAAUGAUAUGUACAUGUUGGUUUUGUAUAACUUUUUUGCUCAGGAUGAAAAUGACAUUAAUGUGUAUAAAGGUGAUAUAGUACGAGUAUUGAACCGAGAUGAUAGGGAUUGGUGGUGGGUUGCUACACGUUCUGGCUGUGAAGGAUUUGUACCAUCUUCUUAUCUAACGAGACGGUCUGUUGUGCCAUCUUCAGGACCAAGUACUUCGUGCAGCGUGGAAUCAUCGAGUUCUACAUCAGACGCAAGCAGCACUCAAGCAGUUCGUUUCCAGGACCCUCUCUGUACGUUUCAUCGUUACGAGAAGGAGGAAUGGGAAACCGAUUCUGAAGUAUCCGUAAGAAACACUGGUCGGUCGUUGGUCGGAAUAGACGAACAUAAGAGUAUAGAUCAUAGCAGCAGCUCUAGAUGGAGCACAUGGUGCUGAUAUAUGCGAUCCGCGUCGUCCGGUCGGUCCAUGGUCGGUCUGGUCGGUUGAUAGUCGGUCUAGUCGGUGGAGGAUCGGUCGGAAUGGACGGACAAGAGAAAAAUAAUAACGCACCUGGUGCUGAUAUAUGCCAUGGUCGGUUUGGUCGGUUGUCGGUCUAUCCUGAUCCAAUAUAAGUAGAGCAAAUAUAAAAAUAAGCAAGUCUUCGGCUAUAAGAUAAUUCAUAUUCUCUUGGAUAAUUAUAACUGUGUGCAGUGCUAUCAAUAUCAAUUUGAGUGUGAACGACAUCCAAUACGAACAUAUUUUAACAAUGUAUGUGUGAGUCAUUCAUCAACCUUAACCACUAGUAUUAUAAGAACAGUCUGAUGGGUCAUCCAUAUUAUCAUCGUUACCAUAGCAACAAGAAAUACAAGUAUCUGUAUCACGAUACAGCAUUAUGAUCACCCUCAUCAUCAUCAUCAUCAUCUUCACCACUACCAGUAUCAUCAUCACCAUCUUCACCACAGCUCACCACUAACAGCUAGAUCCUCAUCCUCAUCAUCCGUCAUCAUCAGAUCCUCAUCAUCAUCAUCAUCCUCUUCAUCCUCUUUAUCUUCAUCAUGUUCAUCACUACCAGUAUUAUCAUCAUCAGAUCCUCAUCAUCUUCAUCUUCAUCAUCAUCAUCAUCUUCAUCAUGUUCAUCACUACCAGUAUCAUCAUCAUCAUCAGAUCCUCAUCAAUCAUCACCAACAUCAUCUUUCAUAUCCUAAAGUGUAUAAUUAAUAAGAAUUAUUUAAACGAUAUUAAUAGAAGCUAUUUAUAUUAAACAAGGAUUUUUUAUUUAAA